Molecule: messenger RNA, 755 nt
Organism: Pseudoliparis swirei
Lineage: Eukaryota; Metazoa; Chordata; Actinopteri; Perciformes; Liparidae
Product: cytochrome c oxidase subunit 5B, mitochondrial
Exons: 5
Coding region: 22-399 (125 amino acids)
Biological process (GO): mitochondrial electron transport, cytochrome c to oxygen
Cellular component (GO): mitochondrial envelope
Source: RefSeq, a predicted model, not a curated record
CCCUGGACAGAAGAAGGAGAAAUGGCUGCAAGGUUACUGCUCCGCUCGGCCUUCAGGGCCGCGACCCGCCGGCCGGCCCCGGUGCCCGCUGUGAGCCGCGCCAUGGCGGCUGGAGGGGUUCCUACCGACGAGGAGCAAGCCACCGGGCUGGAGAAGGUCAUCAUGAAGGCCAUGAAGCAGGGAAAGGACCCCUACAGCACGAUGAAGCCCAAGGAGUACACCGGCUCCAAGGCCGACCCCCACCUGGUCCCCUCCGUCACCACCAAGAGGAUUGUGGGAUGCAUCUGUGAAGAAGACAACACGGCCGUGGUCUGGUUCUGGCUCCAUGAGGGCGAGGCCCAGCGCUGCCCGUCCUGUGGGAACCACUACCAGCUGGUGGCCCACGAGCUCCCCCACUAGCUCCUCUGAGGGUCUGCUCCUCAUCUCCAUCCUUCAGGCUGCAGGAAGCUCCUUUGGUCUGUCGACUUCCUGGAGCUGUGAGUCCUCCUCUGAUUGGUCCUCGUUCUGUCCCCUACUCCUGGACCUGCUGACCUCAUCAUGUCACACAGGGACCACAUGUGGUCCUAGAACCCCUUUCCCUUCAGCUGGGGGGUCCAUGGAUCCUGAUGUUCUCCUGGGGUCACUGACUUCCUGUUCAAUGUUCUACUGGGUUCACUGACUUCCUGUUCAAUGUUCUACUGGGGUCACUGACUUCCUGUUCAAUGUUCUACUGGGUUCACUGACUUCCUGUUCAACAAUAAAGUCUCAUGAAACAU